Messenger RNA from Strongylus vulgaris, 792 nucleotides. Lineage: Eukaryota; Metazoa; Nematoda; Chromadorea; Rhabditida; Strongylidae. The record is from the annotation of a GenBank genome assembly.
AUGUCCUUCUUGCAUAGAGAAGUAACUGCUGCUGCUGCUGUGAGUGCUCCUGUCAAUGUAUCAGAUCCACUGCCAGCAUUGGAGCUAUACACAGUGCUGCUGUUUAUUCUCCUUUCUAUAGAUGAUCCACAUUCAAAGCAACUCACGCAGGAAUAUUUGAACCUCUAUACAGAUCCAAAGACGUCUCAUAUAGCACAUCGUGUUCGACUUGUUGGCCAGUCCCUCAUUUACUCCUUCGCGCUCACCACUAGAAAUGACAGAUCUCAAGCACGUAUUAUGAGUUCAACAACAAAAAUCAUGCGUUGGGGAGGACUGCGACCCUUCUUCAAUCGGACUAAGAUACUUAGUCCAGAAGAGGAUCCGCUGCAGAUGGAGUUCCUCAUGGGGCCAUUGAAUUCAAUUGAGGUUCUUACACAGAAGAACAGUGACAUGUUUGAUUUAGAAAGUGAAUGGCUUCUUCAUCUUUUGCAAGCUGUUCUAGCGAAAAUUCGCGACGAAGGUUCAGUUGGCUCUCUACCUGUAGAAGGAAUUCCUGUUGGACGCGGCGACACUGUUCCAUCUACUUCAUUGCUCAUUUUCGCAAUGGCAUUGAUGGCUCAGCUCUAUCCCGCGAAUUUGUAUCCUACCGUAGUGCAAUUAAUUGCGAUGGUUGACUGGAAAGGAAGUAUAAUUGAUAUCAAUGACUACAACUACAGGCAAUUCCUACUCUUUCGUCUGAUAUUUGUUUUGCUUUCGAAGUGUGGUGAACAUUUGGAGAAUAGGAAGAAAAGCGAAAAGGGAUCCGAAGGCUAG